AUGGCGACGACGCGAUGCCACCGCCGUCAGACGUCCGCCGCCGGCUGGGGGACUAUCGUGGACAAGCUUUUUCUCCUCGCGCUUCUUAUGCCCGUUGCUCCUCUGACCACAGCCCGCAGAGCCCCGCCGCCCCUUGAUCUGGACGGCCAAGUGGCCGAGGACAACCCCUCCAUGAUCACCGCCGUUAUGAUCUCCGUCUCCGCCCUCUUACUUAUCGGCAUCCUCACUGUCUUAAUUCGCCAGUUCGUCGUCAUGGACCAGCGUGGCUCCGCCGCCGAGUCAGCUGUGGCUCAACGGGAGGAGGGCUUGCCGGGGCUGAGCCCGGAAAUGAUCGGCAUGUUCCCGACGAUGACUUACGAGGAGGCUAAAGCUGUAAGGGAGGGCUCCGACACACUGGAGUGCGCUGUGUGCAUCAGCGAGUUCGAGGAGGAGGAGGUGAUCCGCCUCCUCCCCGGUUGUUGCCAUGUGUUCCACACGGAAUGCAUCGACGCUUGGCUCGCCGACCACGCCACAUGCCCCGUAUGCCGCGCCGAUCUCGUCGCCGCCGCUGGAGACUUGAUUACCGAGGACCACCAUUCGGCCCCUUCCGUCGCCGCCUCAACUAUCAUUUCGGUUCCCGAUCUGCCCGGCGAUCACGAAACCGUUGUCGAAACCGCCUCUACAUGGUCGGAUCCGGCGGCAGCGCCGGCCGAUUUAGCCAGGACCGAAAGCGAGAAGCAGGACGAAUCGACGCGUCCGACAACGCUGCCGCGUUCUCUCUCCUCAGGGAACUCAAGGGCGCCGUCGGAGCCGACCCCGAGCGUGGAUCGCUACACGCUGCGGCUUCCGGAGCACGUCCGAAGGCAGUUAUUCACCGCUGCGUCUUUCCCCCGCUCCGCCAGUUGCGCCGUCGUCUUUCCGACCGUCGGAACCUCGAGCUCUCAGACGGGGGGGAUCAGCCGGUGGAUGUUGAGCGUGCGGCGAGGUUGGUCGGAACGGUGGUCACCUUCAUUCCUGCUACCGCUGUCGAUGGCGUUUCCUCCGUGGAAAAGGAGUGACAGCGGGGAGUCGUCGGGUAAGAAGAGGGAGGUGGACGGAUCCACGAGGAGAAGGAGGGGGUUACCGUCCGUGAGGGGCUCCUUCGACUGGCUCGUCAACGGGUUCGGUGGAAGGGGAAGCGCCGCCUCGGCCGACGACCGCCCGCGGCCUUAACUAUCGCCGCCCGCGGACCCCAUCUGAUACUUAAACUACGCCAUAUGACGACGUGGCGGACGCUGGACCUUCGACGAAGUGUGUAAUCGACGGCACAAAUGACUCGAUGUAUGCAAAAAUAUUUUACUCGAGGAUGAUGUUAAAUUCUUGUAAUUUAACCUCUUCUUCUUGUACGAAACGGUUGAAAUUCUUGCGCAAUUACGGUAGGAAAUGUGAAUGGAAAUAAG
Molecule: messenger RNA, 1418 nt
Organism: Zingiber officinale
Lineage: Eukaryota; Viridiplantae; Streptophyta; Magnoliopsida; Zingiberales; Zingiberaceae
Product: RING-H2 finger protein ATL38-like
Exons: 1
Coding region: 1-1191 (396 amino acids)
Source: RefSeq, a predicted model, not a curated record